GGACCGGGGACUUAUACCUAAUUCCUUGGUAGAACAUUGGACGAUACAGCCAUCAAGAGAGGCUCUCAGUGACUUCAUAGUUCAGCAAACAAACAACAGUGACAUGCUUUUGAAUCUCCACGCAGCCCAGUAGCAGAUCUCCAUAAUAUAUUUCACUGCCAGUCUGAACCUAUACUUGGAGGUGAUACAGGACGAAGUCACAGAUCAUGCAGAUCGUUAUCAUUGGAGUUUCUGGAUGUGGAAAAACAUCAGUUGGACAGGCACUGGCCAAGAAGUUAAAUCUGCCAUUCCGUGAUGCUGACGAAUUCCACUCUGUAGCCAACAAGGAGAAGAUGUCUCGAGGACAACCACUGACAGACGAGGACAGAAUUCCCUGGUUGUUAGCCAUACAUAAGCACAUGCAGAAAUUAGACUCCCAAAAUAAAGAUGGAGUUGUCACUUGUUCUGGGCUCAAGAAAAUGUAUCGGCAGGUUUUACUAGAAGGCACUGCUACAGAUGAUCCUAAUUCCCACUCUUUACCAAAGAAAAAUAUGAAUAAAUCAUCCGUGUUAUUUGUACUCUUGCAUGGUAAGGAGGAGGUACUACAAUCUAGAAUGAACUCGAGAAAGGAUCAUUUCAUGCCUUCAUCACUUCUCCCCUCCCAACUGGCCACAUUAGAACACCCAGACGAAACAGAACACUUCAUUAUUGUUGAUAUAGACAACAGUGUUGAUGACAUUGUGAGUCAGAUCAUCAAGGUCAUUCAAGCAUCUUAACGACAGAGGAUGUUUAGUUACUUCAAAUGUAGACAGAAAUGUUGAUGAUACAAGUCAACUCAAAGUUCACAAGGUUAUCAACUGAUGUCACUGGUUCCAUUCUAUUCAUUGGUGUGUUAAUCAGACCAUCAAGGUUAUUCCAGUACCUUGACAAAGUGUAACACUUGUAUAUAUGCUUUACUCGGGUAUUAAAAUAAAAUAUAAAUGAUUGGAUAAUAAAAUUGUUAUAACU
Molecule: messenger RNA, 987 nt
Organism: Mizuhopecten yessoensis (Yesso scallop)
Lineage: Eukaryota; Metazoa; Mollusca; Bivalvia; Pectinida; Pectinidae
Product: probable gluconokinase
Exons: 6
Coding region: 207-755 (182 amino acids)
Cellular component (GO): cytoplasm
Molecular function (GO): gluconokinase activity
Source: RefSeq, a predicted model, not a curated record